This is a messenger RNA of Zophobas morio, 2853 nucleotides long. Its product is annotated as E3 ubiquitin-protein ligase ZNF598. NCBI's taxonomy places the organism in Eukaryota, Metazoa, Arthropoda, Insecta, Coleoptera, Tenebrionidae. The record is from RefSeq and is a predicted model, not a curated record. The transcript has 6 exons. The coding region runs from base 93 to 2603 and encodes 836 amino acids. Gene Ontology annotation, molecular function: ubiquitin protein ligase activity; ribosome binding. Gene Ontology annotation, biological process: protein ubiquitination; rescue of stalled cytosolic ribosome.
CGCCCUCUCAAAAGUGCCAGCGAGCUGUCAUUUACGAAAUUAGGUUGUGUUUUUCUUAUCUUGACAAAUUCUUUUGAUUUAAAAUCGCCGAAAUGUCGAAUUCUAAAGAAAGUGUCGCCGCCCCCGACUCGGAAAAUCUGUGCGUGGUCUGCUGCAAGAACGUGGAAAUCUACUCCGUGGGCAUCUGCGACCACCCCGUCUGCUUCGAGUGUUCCACCAGAAUGCGGGUGCUGUGCAGCCAGAACGAGUGCCCCAUCUGCCGGGGGCAGAUGCCCAAAGUCAUUUUCACUAAAGAAAUAUCCCCCUUCAGUUCGCUCUUCUCCACCUUCCAAACCACCCACCUCCAGGACCGCAAAUACGGCCUGAUCUUCAGCUCCGAAGACAUCAAAAAAGCGUACCAACAGCUCCUCGAGUUCCGGUGCGCCCUCUGCGCCAAAGCUGGCGGCAACCGCCGGUGCAUCUUCUACACGUUCCAGCAGCUCAAGGACCACAUGCGGCGCGAGCACAACCUGGUCUACUGCGACCUCUGCGUGGAGAACUUGAAGAUCUUCUGCUUCGAGAGGCGCUGCUACACGAAGCAGGAGCUGGGGUACCACCGGCGGAAGGGCGACCCGGACAACACCUCCCACCGGGGCCACCCCCUGUGCGAGUUUUGUGAUACCCGGUUCAUGGACAGCGACGAGUUGUUCAGACAUUUGCGUCGCAAUCAUUUGUUCUGUCAUUACUGUGAUGCCGACGGCAAACACCAAUACUAUAAUUCGAUGGAUGACCUUCGUAAACAUUUCCGUGAUGAACAUUACCUCUGCGAGGAGGGGGAGUGCAGUAAUAUGCCACUAAUAGCUGUGUUCAGGACUGACAUCGAUUUGAAAGCUCAUGUAGCGAGGGAGCAUGGGAGGCACUUGAGCAAGUCUGCGAAUAAGCAGGCGAGGACGCUCGAGUUGGAGUUCACGUUGGCGCCGAGGCCGGGGACUGAUAGGAGUAAAAGGCAGGGAGCUGCGCGCGCUGAACGAAACGACGACGAAGGUGCUGUCGGUUACGACACCGAGCCCGGGGGACCCGGAGGGGGCAUAAAACAAAUCCACUCAUUAACCCCCCAAGACUUCCCCGCCUUAGGAAAUUCCACCGUAACGGUGCAAAGUCGCCCCACUACAACAGUUAAUUUUACCUCAAAAGUAAAUCCUUUUAGUGGAGAAGAUUUUCCUUCUUUGGGUGGUUCCCGAACCCCCGCCGUGACAAUAACCACCGACUCGUCAGCCUCGCGAAAAAAGGGUUCCGGAGUGACCAUAACCCGCACCCUCCGAGGCAGUUCAGCCCAAAACCUAACCAAAACCGCCGAGAACUUCCCCUGCUUAGGACCGCCAUCCACCGGAACCAGCACCGUUCACUUAAGUUUAAACAACGUACAAAACUCCGCCCCCAAUGUCUCCAUUCAUGUCAAUCACAACGGAGCUAUUACAACGACGCAUAUUACUAGUACCUCCUCACAUUCUAAUAAUUAUAACAUGAAUCAAAGGCCCGUGGAGGCCUUUCCUGCUCUGGGCGGCGGCAGCGCACCGUCGAAUCCCCAGUGGGUGCACCAGAAACCGAAAAAGCAAGAGUCGAGAUUAAGUAAAGUCGCUCCGGCGCCUGCGUUACCACCAAGUGACUUAAGUCAGUUUCCUGUACUCAGUAAAGCGAAAAGCGAGAAGGCGAAGAAGUCGUCGAGUGUCACAGUGCCGGUGUCUGGUACGUGGGCUAGUAAUUCUAGUAAUUCUAAAACGAGUAGCAAUAAUAACACGAGUAGGAUUAACAAGAACAUCGAUACCGCUAUUUCCGCCUCCAAACAAAGCGAAUCGGAUAGUAAAUCGAAAAACAAAAAACACAAAAAGAAAAGCGCGUAUUCGAGUAGCAACGGCGAUGGUGAUAUUAAACUAGAAAAGUACGAAGAAAGAGAAAAAAAUUUUAAGCAAAGUGAAGAAAGUAAAGAUAGGUCGUACGAACAAAAAGAGAAGAACGGGAUUGUUAAGAAACGAUCAGAACUGAAUAUAGGAUCUUUGACUUUGAACGAUAAUUCGAAGCCCCAGCCACCUCCGGGUUUCCCCGUGAAGCCGCCGCCAGGUUUCAACGUCACCAACCAAAAUUUCCCUAGUUUGACGGCCGCUAACGACUUGACGUUUACGAGUAGCAGCGGCCAGUCGUACUCGAUUAAACCCAGCAGUUACCACCAACCGACUAAUUUUGUUUCUCGUAAUCAAAAUUUAAUCAAACGGUCGAUGAACGUGCUGAACAAUGACAUGAUUAAGGAGUUUAAGACGUAUUCGACGAAAUUUAGAGACGGCGAUAUGGCCGCUGACCAGUACUACGAGUACUGCAGGGCCGUGUUGGGGCCAAAUUUCAAAGAACUGUUCCCGGAAUUGUUGGUGUUGCUACCGGACGUCGAAAAGCAACAGGAGUUGUAUAGGGUUUGUGACGCAGACUCGAAGAAGCAUUUGGUUUUGUGUGAGAAUUGUAGUCAGGUCGUCUUCAAGAGGGAGCUACGAGAGCACUAUAAUUUUCACACUUUGGAAAGUCAGUUUCCAAGUUUGGGCAAGACUGCGGAAACUGCGAAUGCCUGGAAAAAGUAGGCUUUUAUCGGGGGCUUUUUAGUUUGUUUCACUCUUGAAGUGCCCCUUUCGUUUUAAAUAAAUUUUCAUUUUAUUGCAUUGAUUGGAUUUUUGUUGGUUUGUCAUUUUCGCCUACAUGUGAUUUCGUUAACUAACAAGGUGAUCAUACUGUGGACUUUUGAACAAUGUAAAUAAAAUUCGUGUUAUAGUUUUGUAUGAUAAAAGUUUAAGUUUGUAUUUUUAAAUAUGAAUAAAAGUUUAAGGAUCAAGA